AUGGCCGCUCUUGGUGAGGAUUUGCUUGGAAUAGUUAACAAGCUGCAAGAUCUUGUCUUUAAUACUAUUGGCAAUGAUAGCUUGGAUCUGCCACAGAUUGUAGUCGUUGGUUCUCAAUCGUCUGGAAAAUCCUCUGUGCUCGAGAAUAUCGUCGGCCGAGAUUUCCUUCCCCGUGGCAGCGGAAUCGUCACACGCAGACCCCUCAUUUUGCAACUUAUCAAUGUACCAUCGGAGGAUGAAGAUGCACCGGAAGCGCAUACAGCAGCCAGCGUAGCUACGCAACCAGAAUGGGCCGAGUUCCAUCAUAUUCCCAAUCGAAGAUUUACAGAAUUUCAAGAUGUGAAAAGGGAAAUCGAGAACGAAACGGCGAGAAUAGCAGGAAAUAACAAGGGGAUCAACAGAUCGCCUAUCAACCUUAAGAUUUACUCGCCGCACGUUCUAAGCUUGACCUUGGUGGAUCUGCCAGGUCUAACCAAGGUUCCUAUUGGAGAUCAACCCACGGAUAUCGAAAAGCAGACCCGAAAUCUGAUAUCGGAAUAUAUUGCGAAGCCAAACAGUAUCAUUUUGGCUGUAUCCCCAGCAAAUGUCGAUAUCGUGAACUCGGAGGCUCUAAAACUUGCCAGACAUGUCGAUCCUCUUGGCCGAAGAACUAUUGGAGUUCUCACAAAGAUAGACCUUAUGGACCAUGGCACGAAUGCUAUGGAUAUUUUGUCAGGAAGGGUGUAUCCUCUGAAGUUGGGAUUCAUUGGUGUUGUCAACCGGUCACAACAAGAUAUCCAAGGCAACAAAACUCUUUCCGAGGCACUGAAGUCAGAAGCGGACUUUUUCAAACACCACCCUGCAUACCGAAAUAUGGCAAACCGAUGCGGAACCCAAUUCCUGGCGAAAAGUCUCAACACUACUUUGAUGGCACAUAUUCGAGAAAGAUUACCCGACAUCAAGGCUCGGUUGAAUACUCUCAUGGGACAAACGCAACAAGAGCUUGCUAGUUAUGGAGACAUGCACUUUAGCGGCAAGGAGCAUAAAGGUGCAUUGAUUCUGCAAUUGAUGACUAGAUUCGCAUCUUCUUUCAUCGCAUCCAUUGAUGGUACCUCGACGGAGAUCUCGACUAAGGAGUUAUGUGGAGGAGCCAGGAUAUACUACAUCUUCAAUUCUGUAUUUGGAAAUUCAUUAGAGACUAUAGAUCCAACGACAAAUCUUUCUGCCCUAGACAUUCGAACAGCCAUACGAAACUCGACCGGUCCUCGUCCUAGCUUAUUUGUACCCGAGCUCGCAUUCGAUCUUUUGGUCAAGCCACAAAUCAAGUUACUCGAAGUUCCUAGUCAAAGAUGCGUGGAACUUGUCUACGAAGAGCUCAUUAAGAUAUGCCAUACAUGUGGCUCCACCGAACUCACCAGAUUUCCCAGACUCCAGACCAAGCUCAUCGAGGUGGUUUCUGACUUGCUGCGAGAACGUCUUGGCCCAGCAUCUCAAUAUGUGGAGUCUCUUAUUUCCAUCCAAAGGGCAUACAUCAAUACAAAUCAUCCAAAUUUCCUAGGUGCAGCUGCAGCCAUGAGUAAUGUUGUUUCUAACAAACAGGAAAAGGAGAGAAGGAAGUUGAUACAAGAAGAAAAGGAGAGAAAGGAGCACAGGCGCCGAAAAGAGCUCGAAGCUGUGAAUGGAGCAGAUACCCCGGAAGAAGGAGAAGAUGCUGUUCCAGAGAAGCUUGAAAACUUACCGCAGCGAAAACACCUACAGAAAACUUCUCGAAGCAUGUCACCUGCAAUCCGUGAAAACGGUACUAGCGCGAUGGUAUCAUCAAUGAACGGUCUACGUGGAGGAUCACCACCCAGGUUCAAUGGUCAAGCGGCUGGUGGUGCGCGUGAUUCGUUCUUGAAUUACUUUUUCGGCAAAGAUGGUGGUUUACCAGGUGGAGCAGGCGUUCCACAAGCAGCUUCAUCUGCGCAAAUGAUGGGCAAUCCUAACCUUGGUAGACACGUGAGCCAAAGCGCAGAACCAAGUAUCACACAAAGUAUUAGGCGGCAGGAGGAACGUCCUGUACAAAGAACACCUGCCCAACAAGCUCGUGAAGAUGAUUACGAGCUUGGUCGUGCACAAAGAGAUUACAACUAUGAUUCCCCAUUCGGUAAUAACUCCGAACCAGCACUUACAGAACGCGAAGCCAUGGAAACUGAACUCAUUCGCGCUCUCAUAUCCUCAUACUUCAACAUCGUCCGCGAAUCAAUAGCAGACCAAGUCCCUAAAGCCGUUAUGCAUCUACUAGUCAAUCACUCCAAAGAUGUAGUGCAAAAUCGUUUGGUUAGUGAAUUGUACCGCGAAGAUCUAUUCAGUGAAUUACUUUACGAGGAUGAUGCCGUAAAGAAGGAGAGAGAAAAGUGCGAGAAGUUGUUGAGAACGUAUAAGGAAGCUGCGAAGAUUGUAGGAGAAGUGGGAAUGUAA
Sclerotinia sclerotiorum 1980 UF-70 is the source of this 2439-nucleotide messenger RNA. RefSeq lists its product as hypothetical. The record is from RefSeq and is a predicted model, not a curated record. Gene Ontology annotation, cellular component: mitochondrion; peroxisome; microtubule. Bases 1 to 2439 code for a protein of 812 amino acids. Gene Ontology annotation, molecular function: GTPase activity; microtubule binding; GTP binding. The transcript is spliced from 4 exons. Lineage: Eukaryota; Fungi; Ascomycota; Leotiomycetes; Helotiales; Sclerotiniaceae. Gene Ontology annotation, biological process: peroxisome fission; mitochondrial fission.